CAUUCUAUACCCGCGAUGCGCAAACGCAAGUCCAAGAUUGUCGCGGAUCCACCAGUAUUGCGUCGGACGUCAGCCAGCGAAGACAUAAUGUUUGUUACGUUCAUUUGUUUUCUGGCGUGUCUCACCUGCAUCUAUGGACAGCCGCGUGCGCAGCAGUACGUGGUACCUUCGGCGAAGUUGGAGGCCAUUUACCCUAAAGGACUAAGGGUGUCGAUACCAGACGAUGGCUUCUCCCUCUUCGCCUUCCACGGUAAGCUGAAUGAGGAGAUGGACGGACUGGAAGCCGGUCACUGGGCGCGGGACAUCACCAAGCCUAAGGAAGGAAGGUGGACCUUCAGAGACAGGAAUGUGAAACUGAAGCUCGGAGACAAGAUCUACUUCUGGACGUACGUGAUCAAAGACGGCCUUGGGUAUAGACAGGAUAACGGGGAAUGGACGGUUACAGAAUUCGUGAACGAAGACGGCACUCCGGCUGACACGAGUCUCGAGCCUACUACCGCUCCGACGCCAGUCAGACCGGACCAGCCCAACCAGCCUAUCCCAACUCAUAGACCUGAUCCCCCUUGCACGGUCUCCGCCACCAUGGUCGAUGGAAGAAAGUCUGUCUGCCAGGGAACCUUGCUGUUCAGUGAAGAGUUUGAGAAGGCAAAUCUGAAGGAUUUGGCCAAUUGGGAGGCGGAGGUCAAGUUUCCUGAAGAACCGGACUAUCCCUUCAACGUGUACAUGGUCGACGGGACCCUGGAGCUAGAAGAUGGAAGCCUGGUCCUCACACCCAAACUGUUGGAGUCUCACUUCCACGCUGGAAUCCUCAACGACGCCUUGGACUUGACCAACCGGUGCUCCGGGCAAGUGGACACAACAGAAUGCAGACGGCAAGCGUCCGGCGCUCAAAUCUUGCCACCAGUAAUGACUGGGAAGAUCACCACUAAAAACAAAUUUACCUUCAAGUUCGGAAGGGUCGAAGUCCGGGCUAAGUUGCCUGCUGGAAACUGGCUCUUACCAGAAAUAAACCUGGAGGCAAAAGACAACGUUUUCGGGUCCCGGCGCUACGAGUCUGGUCUCAUGAGAGUGGCCUUUGCUAAGGGCAAUGCAGUGUUUGCUAAGAAGUUGAACGGAGGGCCCGUGCUGGCCGACACUGAGCCCUUCAGAUCACUGCUGAUGAAGGAGAAGAUCGGUAUUGACAACUGGAACAGGGAUUAUCACAAUUAUACGCUGAUUUGGAAGCAAGACGGUAUUGACAUGCUAGUGGACGGGGAAAAGUACGGCAGCAUCAGCCCUGGAGAAGGGUUCUAUGCCCUGGGGAGGGAACACGCCGUGCCUCACGCGGCCCACUGGCUGAGAGGCAGCGUCAUGGCGCCACUUGACCAAUACUUUUUCCUAGCACUCGGCCUCCGCGUGGGCGGUGUCCAUGACUUCGCGGACUCUCCGGACAAGCCCUGGAAGAACAGGAGCAACAAGGCUGUCCUCAAUUUCUGGAACGACCGGGACAACUGGUUCCCAACCUGGUUCGACGCUAACCUCAAAGUGGAUUAUGUCAGAGUCUAUGCGCUAAUAAAAAUUAAAAUGUUGUUGAUUUUGUUCAGUUGCUUCAGUGUUGUGUUGUGUUACGAUGUUCCGCCGGCGAAGUUAGAAGCGAUCUAUCCGAAAGGGCUUAGGGUUUCGAUAGCUGAUGAUGGAUUCUCUCUAUUUGCCUUCCACGGGAAGCUCAAUGAGGAGAUGGAAGGUCUGGAGGCAGGCCACUGGUCCCGGGACAUCACGAAGGCUAUUGACGGAAGGUGGAUCUUCAGGGACAGAGAGGCCAAGCUGAGGAUUGGAGACAAGAUCUAUUUCUGGACGUUUGUGAUCAAGGACGGCCUGGGGUAUAGACAUGAUAACGGGGAAUGGACUGUCACAGAAUACGUAGAUGAAGCCGGCAACCCAGUGGACACUGGCUCCGUCCCUUUCACUACCAGCUCACCAGCACUCGUCAUUCCAGAGGUGGCCCACGUAACGUCCCCCAGCAUAGUGACGCCCCCACCAGACAGCAAGUUCCCGUGUGAGAUCUCCCUCUCCAGCGUCAACAGCCCAGGGUUCGUGUGCAAGGGGCAGCUGCUGUUUGAAGACAACUUUAACUCUAAACUCGAGAAGGGAAACAUUUGGACUCCUGAGAUCAUGUUCCCAGGUGAACCAGAUUACCCAUUCAACGUAUACCUCAACGACCGCAACCUCCGAGUGGCUGAUGGCAAGCUGAUCAUCACACCCAUCACCCUGGAGUCCAAGUACGGUGAGGACUAUGUGAGGCAGUCGCUGGACCUUAACAACAGAUGCACAGGAACAAUUGGCACCAUGGAAUGCUCGCAAGUAGCGUCAGGCCCUCAGAUCUUACCUCCCAUCAUCACAGCUAAGGUGACUUCAAAGAAGAAGUUUAGCUUCAAGUAUGGAAGGAUCGAAGUUGGGGCAAGAAUGCCGCUUGGAGACUGGCUUUUACCAGAAAUUCAGCUGGAACCCAGGGACCACGUGUACGGAGUCCACAACUACGCGUCAGGGAUCCUUCGCAUCGCAACAGUGAAGGGCAACAUCGAAUUCUCUAAGAAGUUAUACGCUGGACCUAUCCUUUGUGAUACAGAACCUUAUAGGAUCGCCAACUUAAGAGAGAAGAUUGGCUUCGACCAUUGGAACAAAGCUAUUCACAACUACUCAUUGGAAUGGAGACCAGAUGGCAUAUCAAUGUUUGUGGACGGAGAGAAAUAUGGAGAAGUGACCCCAGGGGAAGGUUUCUACGGUGCGGCGAGCAAGAACAACGUCCAAGCUGCGUCGCAGUGGCUGAAAGGAACAUCUAUUGCGCCAUUUGACGACCUGUUCUACAUCUCAAUUGGCCUGAACGUGGGGGGAGUUCACGAGUUCCCCGACAGUCCAAGUAAACCCUGGACUAACAAGGCCACCAAGGCCAUGCUCAACUUCUGGAACGCGAGGGACCAGUGGUUCCCGACCUGGUAUUCGGACACCAGCGCGUUGCAGAUCGAUUAUGUCAGAGUUUACGCGUUGUCAUCAUCAAGAAUCGCUGCGUUUCCUUGUAUAUUCUUUAUUCAAACCAGUAACAAAAUGGCUGCCGUACUGGCCAGUUAUGUCGUGGUUUUAUUUUUUAAUUCUGUGUUCGCGCAAAGUGGCCAGUUCGUUGUACCAGAUGUGGAAAUUGAGGUGCUAAAGCCGAAAGGCAUCAGGGUUUCUAUGCCAGAUAGACCAAAACUGUCUUUCUUCGCCUUCAACGGGAACCUGAACAAGCCGAUCUCGACAGAAGACAUCGGGACUAUUAAGGGCGAGGUUCUGAGGGAGACCAACGGGAAAUGGGUGUUCGAAGACCCAAAUGUCACUCUUAAGGAGGGAGACGAGAUUAAAUACUACACCUUCGUGUCCGUGAAUAGGGUUGGUUAUGUCAGGGAUAAUCAGGUCUUCAAAUAUACUAGUGCAGACCACAGAACCGGUGAUCCCCCAUCAGACUGCCAGUCUUCCCAGACCGAGGUUCGCGGGAGGACGUCCCGCGUCUGCUCCGGGGAGACCAUCUUUGAGGAACACUUCGACUCCUUGAACGAGAACACUUGGCAGCUCGAGCAGUACAUCCCUGUUGAUAACAAUCCUGAGUUCCCGUUCGUGUCGUAUCAACGUCCAGCAGUCUCCGUGGUGAACGGGCACCUGCGCAUCGAGCCCACGCUGCAGUCCACGCAGCCAGGGUUUAGCUCCAUGUCGAUAGUGGCUGAUAGUCUGGACUUGACCAGCGGUUGCACAGCUCCAGCGUGCUUCAAACAGGCAUCUGGUUCAGACAUUCUCCCUCCAGUGCUCUCCGGCAGAAUAAUUAGCAAAGGGUUCUCCUUCAAGUAUGGGACUGUCCAUGUAAGGGCGAAGGUACCUCAAGGCGACUGGCUAUAUCCAGAGAUAAUGCUAGAGUCGUUCCUCAAGAGAUUCGGAAGCCAAAACUAUGCAUCUGGUGUGCUGAAAAUUGCGUCGGUUCGUGGUAAUAAAGAACUUAAGUCUGCUUCCACCGAUUUUGGAAAUAAGGUGCUGUACGGAGGGCCAGUAAUGGACUUCAAAUGCCGGCACCAGCUCCUGGCCAAGAAGGACUCACCUCGGUUUUGGGGAGACGACUUUCAUGAAUAUUCUGUACACUGGGGUCCAGAUCGCAUAAUCCUAUCCGUGGACGGAUCAGAGUGGGCCCGGAUCGAGCCUGCGUCCACCGGACUCAGCGGCAGACAUCCCCAGACAUGCACACAGCUGCCGAGGUCAUUGCUCGCUGCCGGAUCCAAGAUGGCGCCUUUUGACAACCCCUUUUACAUAACCCUAGGGGUAGCCGUUGGAGGCAUCUCGGAGUUUCCUGACGACAUCAAGACGAAGUCAAGUUGGCCGAAGCCGUGGCGGAACGGCGCUCACAAAGCUAUGCUGAACUUCUGGAAUGAUAUGAACGCCUGGUACUCCACGUGGACCCAACCAGCGUUGAUCGUAGACUAUGUUAAGGUUUUAGCGUUGUGAUGUGCCAUUUAGAUUAAAUUAUUUACUGAUUAAUGAAAUAAAAAUGUUUUUA
Messenger RNA from Plodia interpunctella (Indianmeal moth), 4552 nucleotides. RefSeq names its product Beta-1,3-glucan-binding protein. The coding region runs from base 16 to 4500 and encodes 1494 amino acids. The transcript is spliced from 28 exons. Gene Ontology annotation, biological process: carbohydrate metabolic process. Lineage: Eukaryota; Metazoa; Arthropoda; Insecta; Lepidoptera; Pyralidae. The record is from RefSeq and is a predicted model, not a curated record. Gene Ontology annotation, molecular function: carbohydrate binding; protein binding; hydrolase activity, hydrolyzing O-glycosyl compounds.